Molecule: messenger RNA, 384 nt
Organism: Diversispora eburnea
Lineage: Eukaryota; Fungi; Glomeromycota; Glomeromycetes; Diversisporales; Diversisporaceae
Source: the annotation of a GenBank genome assembly
AUGGAUGGAAAAUUGAGUUCUCAUCUUGAAACUAGUAUAAAUAAUUAUCAAUAUUCAGGAAUUUGGUUUCAAGAUUUUCUUAAGGCAGCAAAUUUAAAUAGUUCUCCAACACAAAGACUUUUAGCUUAUUUGCUUUUACAAAAUUUACAUUUAAUGGUGGCUCAAAUAUCAGAAAACAGAAUUUUAUUGGAACAAGCCGAAGAAUUAAAAUUUACUUAUAUUAUUGAAUGGAUCAAUCCUAUACUUGGGUUGAAUCAGCUUCGUGUCUGGGCACAUUUAGAAGAUAUCGAAAAAGAAUUUUUUAAAAUAUUUUUAGUGAGCGAUUUGUGUUGGUUACUUUGGGCAUUUAAUGAUGAUUCAAAAGGCAAAAGGAAGAAAGUCUAA